ACACAUACUGGAGAGAAACCCUAUGAAUGUGAUCAAUGUGGUAAGGCCUUUGCAUAUCCUAGAUAUCUCCAAGUACAUAAAAGAACACAUACUGGAGAGAAACCCUAUGAAUGUGAUCAAUGUGGUAAGGACUUUGCAUCUCAUGGUUAUCUCCAAGUACAUAAAAGAACACAUACCAGAGAGACACCCUAUGAAUGUGAUCAAUGUGGUAAGGCCUUUGCAUAUCCUAGAUAUCUCCAAGUACAUAAAAGAACACAUACCGGAGAGAAACCCUAUGAAUGUGAUCAAUGUGGUAAGGCCUUUGCAUAUCCUAGAUAUCUCCAAGUACAUAAAAGAACACAUACCAGAGAGAAACCCUAUGAAUGUGAUCAAUGUGGUAAAGCCUUUGCAGGUCAGAAUGUUCUUAAAAGACAUAAAAGAAUUCAUACUGGAGAGAAACCUUACAAAUGUAAUGAAUGUGGUAAAACCUUUGCAUUUAACACUAAGCUUCAAAUACAUAAAACAACACAUACUGGAGAGAAAUCCUAUGAAUAUAAGCUAUGUAGUAAAUCCUUUGCCUCUCAUGGUCAACUUCAAUAUCAUGAAAGAAUUCAUACUGGAGAAAAACUCUACAAAUGUAAUCAAUGUGGUAAAGCCUAUUCACAAUCAAGUGACCUCCAAGUACAUAAAAGAACACAUACUAGAAUGUAACCCUAUGAAUGUACCCAAUGUGGUAAAGCCUUUACAGGUCAGUGAUCUUUAAAGGUGUGGUGGUUGGCCCACAGCCAGGUGGCACUAUUUGGAGGUGUGGCCUUUUAUAAGGAAGUGUGUCACUGUGGGGGUCGGCUUUGAGAUCCUGUGCUUAAGCUCCACCCAGGGCAGAAGAGUCUUCUGGCUGUCUUCUAAUCAAGAUGUAGAACUUUCAGCUCCUCCAGCACCGUGUUUGGUUGGUCACUGCCAUUCUUGAUGGUAAUAGACUGAAUCUGUAUACCACCCAGCAAUUAAAGGUUGUCCUUUACAAGAGUUGCUUUGGUCAUGAUACCUUUUCACAGCAAUAAAACCCAAAUUAAGACAAAAGGCACAAAAGAUAUCACACUGGAAGGGAACCCUAUGAAUGUAUUAAAUAUGGUGAAGCCUUUGCACAUUUCAAUAGUCCUCAUUAUAACAAAAUUAUUCACACUUCCAUUCACUGAAACCCUGUGAAUGGAAGCAAUGUACAGCCUUUGCGCUUCACAGUUAUUGCCAAAUGCACAAAAAAAUUAUGAAUAUGCUCAGUGUGGUAAAGUCUUUGUGUUUUGAAAUCUGUAUAGAUCCAUAACAAUUCAAGCACCUGAUCAAAGUAAAUGCCAAGAAUUUAUUGUGAUAAGCUGUUAGGGUUAGAAGAUUAGGGUUUAAGGUGGUUGGGGUUACAGUUAAUAUUACAAAGUUAAGGGUUAGGAUUAGAGGGUUAGAGGGACAGGGUUAGGCGGUUUAGGCUGAGGCUGAGUUUAGGGAUAGGUUAGGGUUGGGGGUUUAUGGUUGGGGCAUUAGGGUUAGUGUUAGGAUCAGGAGCCAACAAGCUAUUAACUACCAGGUGAUCUUCCUGAGAUGGUCUGCUUCAGAUUAUAAAAAUCCAUGGCAGAUUUGCUCCCAUAGGCAAGGCCCAGUAGAAAAUCAUUUUAGGAAAGAUCCUUGCUAUUAAUAUUCUUUUACUGUUAUUAAAUAUAUAUGACAAU
This is a messenger RNA of Mus caroli (Ryukyu mouse), 1694 nucleotides long. NCBI's taxonomy places the organism in Eukaryota, Metazoa, Chordata, Mammalia, Rodentia, Muridae. The record is from RefSeq and is a predicted model, not a curated record.